Messenger RNA from Fusarium oxysporum Fo47, 1988 nucleotides. RefSeq names its product amino acid permease/ SLC12A domain-containing protein. Gene Ontology annotation, molecular function: amino acid transmembrane transporter activity. The record is from RefSeq and is a predicted model, not a curated record. The transcript has 3 exons. Lineage: Eukaryota; Fungi; Ascomycota; Sordariomycetes; Hypocreales; Nectriaceae. Bases 192 to 1775 code for a protein of 527 amino acids. Gene Ontology annotation, biological process: amino acid transmembrane transport. Gene Ontology annotation, cellular component: membrane.
AAAAAGAUUUCAAGUAAAUUUAGGAUAACUAGUAUAGAUUUAGUAGACCUUAGAUGAAUAUUUUUGGCACCUUGGUCUAAUGUUAGAAGUUUUCUUGCCUCCCCUAGUCUCAUAAAAAGAAGGCUUCUCUUCGCCAAGACCACGAUCAACCCUUAUCAAACAUUCUCAUCACCAGAUUGGGAGGCGUCAAGAUGAGCGCCGACGUUCUUGCUGGCGGAAAGGCGAACCCGUCAAUGGGCGUGGAGACGAGGAACGACAACAACGGCGAUCUUGUAACGGCCACCGAGGAGCAGAGCCUUCAGCGCGGUCUGCAUGAGAGGCAUCUUUCUAUGCUGGGUAUCGCUGGCGCUAUUGGCACGGGUCUCUUUCUCGGUCUAGGUCAGUCUGUUCAGACCGGUGGUCCUCUCGGCGCGUUGCUUGGAUAUGCGACUGUUGGUCUUGUCGUGUGCGCCGUGCAAUUCGCAUUGGGAGAAGUCGCUGCGUUAUUGCCGGUCACAGGAGCUUUUGUACGGCAUGCCGAAUUUCUCGUCGAUCCCGCCUGGGGGUUCGCAAUUGGAUGGAAUCUGGUUUACGGCAACAUUCUGUCGAUCCCUUCAGAGAUCACGGCCAUCUGCGUGUUGUUCGAGUUCUGGACCGACAUCAACCCGUCGCUAUGGAUCAUGAUCUUCAUCGUCCUGACCACAGUCGUCGGUCUCUGCUUCGUCCGGGUUUUCGGCGAGGUUGAGUUCUGGUUCGCCCUUCUCAAAAUCCUCUUGGUCGUAUUCCUCAUUAUCCUAGGGUUGGUCAUCAACUUAGGAGGCGUCCCUGGCACAGAGCGAAUUGGCUUCAGAUAUUGGAAGGACCCAGGGCCGUUUGUCGAAUAUAUCGCUACGGGAAGUUGGGGCCAGUUCCUUGGAUAUUGGUCUGUCAUGACCAGCGCUGUGUUCUCCUUCGCGGGCGUGGAAUCUAUCGCCAUGGCCGCUGCCGAAACGCGGAACCCUGCGCGUGCUAUCCCUAAGGCUUGCAAGAACGUCUUCAUCCGAAUUCUCGUCUUUUACAUCUUGGCCAUCCUCAUUGUUGGUAUGCUUGUGAGAAGCGACGACGAGAGACUGAACGACCAGUCCGGAGCCGCAGGGCAAAGCCCCUUUGUCAUCGCAGCCUCGGCGGCCGGUAUCCCAGCGAUCCCCUCCGUUGUCAACGCCGUUGUCAUAACUUCCGCGUGGUCGGCUUCCAAUCAGAGUCUUCUCGCCGGUACCCGUGUUCUCUAUGGUCUGGCCCUCAAGCGACAGGCGCCUCAGAUCUUCCUCCGCACAACCGCGUGGGGUGUGCCUUACGUCUGCGUGCUCUUCUUCACUUGCUUCAUGUUCCUCAGCUUCAUGAGUCUCUCAAAUGGAGCUAUGACCGUUUUCUGGUGGCUAGUCGACCUGACAGCGGCGGGAGUUCUGAUCUCCUGGGCGUCAAUCUUGUUGAAUCACAUUCGUCUGCGCCUUGCGAUGAAAAAGCAAGGAAUUCCGGUCGAAAGCCUGCCCUGGCACAACUCUUGGACUUUCUACUCUUCUUGCGCCGGUUUGUUCAUGACUCUGCUUAUCCUCCUCACGGGCGGUUUCCGCGUCUUUACCAGGGGUAACUGGGAUCCCGUUGGCUUUGUAUCAUCCUACUUGGAUAUCCCUCUUGUUACCGCAGCGUACUUGAUUUGGAAGUUUGUCAAGAAGACCAAGGUCAUGCCAUUAGCAGAGAUACCCCUUCAGGAUGCUUUCAGAAAGUCGGAGGAGGACCACGAAGUGGUGACCGCUUAGGCAUAGGAGCCCCAGGGAGCAAGAAAUCUUCUGGCGUUAAACCAAGGUGCUUAAACCAAGGUGCCAGAAGUACCUAAUGUAGGAUUUACUAAAUCUAUACUUAAUUAUACUAACUUUACCUAUGUCUUUUUUGGCACUUAGGAUAAAGUCCCAACACAUAGGAUAGAAGUCCUAAGUUUUCUUACCUCCCCUUGAGGGGGUAAUACUAGCGUA